Thecamonas trahens ATCC 50062 is the source of this 730-nucleotide messenger RNA. RefSeq names its product lipid phosphate phosphatase 2. Lineage: Eukaryota; Apusomonadida; Apusomonadidae. Gene Ontology annotation, molecular function: phosphatidate phosphatase activity. The coding region runs from base 1 to 723 and encodes 240 amino acids. Gene Ontology annotation, biological process: phospholipid metabolic process. The transcript has a single exon. The record is from RefSeq and is a predicted model, not a curated record.
AUGAUGAUUCUGGUGGGCCUCAUCCCGCCUCGCAAAGUGGCGUGGUCGGUGACGGACAGCAGCAUAAGCAAGAGCCAUGAGGAGUCGUCGGUCCCGACGUGGAGCGUGCCGAUCAUCGGGCUCGCACUGCUUGGCUGUGUCUUUGCAACGGUGCAGUUGCGUGCUCAGGCACCGCUCUCGCGAUCGACGCUCAGCGCGCAACUGGCGUACGGCGUGGUCACACUUGGGCUGGUGCUUGGCGCGACCGGCAUUGUUACGGCGCUGAUGAAGGCAGGAGUGGGGCGGCUGCGGCCGCACUUUCUGGCGGUGUGCAGGCCGGAGCAGGCGUCCAACGCCACGGACGCCCCGUGGAUCUGCACUGGCGAUUCCGCCAAGAUCGCCGAAGCGCGCCGGUCGUUUCCGUCGGGCCACACCUCGGUCAUGUUUGCAGGCUCAGUGACAGCGUCGGCAUUUGUGAUCGCGGCGCUCGGGCCGGACCUUGCUGUCGCCGCCGCGCUCCUUCCAAUUCCUGUCGCCGUUGUGGUCGGCAUGUCACGGAUCUGGGACCAUGCUCAUUAUCCGACCGAUGUUGUCGGUGGUGCAAUCCUUGGGAGUGUUGUGGCGGUUGUCGGGGUGGCGCUGCGGUUCCGGUUUGCGACGGCGCGCGAGCACGCCUUGCUAUUCCCGCGUCGGCAUAGGACUGGCACCCCCCGUAAAAAGGGCUACUGUCGAGAGGCCACUUAGAGAGAGA